UUGUUUUUAUAGUUCAUGCCAGUCCGUGGCAAUAGACGAACCUCACAAGAGGUUGGCAGAAUUCCUGUAAAUUUAGAUUUUUCUUUUGGAAUUCAGCGUUAUUUUAUAAGCCUCAACCUCGGGUAAUGUGAAAUUCUCCAUUGAUUUUUAACAUUAUUUGAAGCGAAAAAUAUUUGCGUGAACAGUGAUACAUUUACUUGUAAAGUAGCAAAAAAUAUUGUCACCAAUGAUGGCGGUACCUUCAGCCGGUGUAGUUGUUCCAAGGAACUUUCGUUUAUUAGAAGAACUUGAACAGGGACAAAAAGGUGUGGGUGACGGCACGAUAAGUUGGGGCUUAGAAAAUGACGAUGACAUGACUCUCACGCAUUGGACUGGGAUGAUUAUUGGACCACCCAGAACUCCUUACGAAAAUAGAAUGUACAGUUUGAAAAUCGAUUGCGGUGUAAAUUAUCCAGACGAUGCACCUAGUGUAAGAUUUUUGAGCAGAAUUAAUAUGAAUUGCAUCAAUAGUACUACUGGAGCGGUGGAUAAUCGUAGCGUGCCCGUGUUGGCGAAAUGGCAGCGGGAAUAUACUAUCAAGACUGUUCUCCAGGAACUCCGUCGUCUCAUGACCCUUAAGGAAAACAUGAAACUCUCUCAGCCACCCGAAGGCAGCACCUUUUAGCCUAACCACGAACCUCUUUCUUCCUAGUUUGAGGAAAAUAAACUUAUUAAGGUACCAAAUAAUAUUGCACUGGUGCCCGGAGAAGAUGUAUGUUAAGGAAAUACUCACCUUUGCGAGUAAUAAAAAAGGUGGACACUGCUUGGAAGGUCGAAUCUGUACUUUUUCUAUUAUAAUUCAGGGAAAUAUUCCUAUUAAUUGAAAUAGUUUUCCAUCGCGGCCUGGUUCUACCAAUUCGUUAUUAUUUUUUUAAAAAAGAUUUUUUACUUUCACCAUAAAGUUUUUGCACGUUUUUAACACUGAUAGUUUUUUUUUUUUUAAAAGUACGAAUUUCGACGAGACGAAAAUACUGGUUCGACUUAACAAGAUAUAUUUUCAAUUUUGAGAAACUGAAAAAGAAAAUUAACAAUAAUUACGAAAAGAAAGUUACAAAAAUUUGAAUAAUCAGUAAUGUUAACAUUUUGCAAAAAAAGAAAAAAAAUUCAAACUGAAACUUGUCAUCUGUAUUUGUUUUUAUAAUUGUCAGAAUCUUGUCCAAUUACUAUUAUCUAAUUCCAAUUAAUUGUAGAACCAUUCUGUAUAUUUUCCAUGUCUUGACUCGUGUGUCUCGAUAUAUUCCAAAUUACAUUUCGUACAAUAUUGAAAUUGAUCUUUUAUUCUAACUUCUGAGUCACAUCGUCCUUGGGGUCGUAGAGAGAAUAUUUUGCCUUGGAUAUCGAGCGUCAAAAAAAAACGGUGAUUGUCGAUUGACAAAUGACAACGUCCAAGAAAGGCCUUCUGUCUAUCAAGAGAUGAGCAUUGUAGAUGAAAAAUUUUACCCUUUUUUGUAAAUGGUAAAAUAAAUAAAUGCUCAAGUUAUCGAAAAUGUACUCAUUUUUUUUGUGAUUUAUAUAAUUAUUAUGAUAAUCACCGACCAACGGCACAUCAAUAGCGAAGCAUUUCAGCACAUUGAUAGCUUUUUCAUUCCAUUUGUAUGUCUGUUUGGGCACCUUUUUUUUUUUUUUGAAAUAACCGUCAAAUUCUAAAUAGUCGAAUUAAGUUUAUCCUUAUGCUUCAUAAUUGACGUAUCGAUGGCACUAGAUUUAUAGCAAGAUAACACAGAGUACACAAGUAGCUUUGUAAACGUCGUGUAUAUGCUCGAGUUACGCUUUAGUAACGCGACCCAAAAAAAAAAUGAAUUUAUGUAAGUUAACAAUUAUUCCAAUGAACGUUUCAUGCAGUGCAAGGACGAAGUUCCAAUCUUAUGUUACACUUUAGCUAAAAAGAAAAUUAUAAUCGAAUAAAUUAUUUAAAAGAG
This is a messenger RNA of Leptopilina heterotoma, 1958 nucleotides long. RefSeq names its product ubiquitin-conjugating enzyme E2 variant 2 (gene Uev1A). The record is from RefSeq and is a predicted model, not a curated record. Bases 227 to 664 code for a protein of 145 amino acids. Gene Ontology annotation, biological process: DNA damage tolerance; protein K63-linked ubiquitination. NCBI's taxonomy places the organism in Eukaryota, Metazoa, Arthropoda, Insecta, Hymenoptera, Figitidae. Gene Ontology annotation, cellular component: nucleus. The transcript is spliced from 4 exons.